UCUAACAUUGCUACUUUUCCUUUACCAUCCAUAUUUCUUCACGAAAGUACCGCACCAAUGCGGCGCAUAAAAGGUAGCGAAGUAGAAGAGGCGGAAAUCCUGCAAGCAACGAUUUGGCGACUCCAAUCAAUUCAAGGACUUAGAGGACAGUAUAACGACCGGAAACCGACGUAUCCGGGUAUGGUUGGCUACUAACUGGUGGAGAAUCGCAACCGGAAUGUCAUACAUCAUGCUUUCCGAAGGCCACUACUUCUGUUGGUCACAUCGGUGAUUAGAAGACAAGCAAGACUUCGACUCCUCAUUGAUGAUUUUUUCGAACGGGCGACAUCCCUAUCUGCCAUCAUGUGUGACCAACAUCCAUAUCGUCAAACAACUUUCAGACAAUAUCUUAGCCCAUGGUCCUAUUUACGGGUGGUGGGUGUUUGCUCUCGAGCGUAUCAACGGCCGAAUCAAAAACAUUAAGAUGAGCGGUCGAAACAUGUUUCAGGGGCAGGUGGUCGAACUGCGUUCUCUUCUCCGCCAACGUUUCGCCCUUCAACGUCUAAACACCUUGGCCACUUCUGAGUUAGAGCCGGCAGAAAAGCAGUUGGGGGAGCAGCUGAUCGAGGGUUAUCGGAAAGGUGGAAUCGACUUGGGAAUGGACAACGACGUCAGUCGUCCCACUCAAGAGGUGUUUCGUCGUUUUUUGAAUGACUACCUAUCUCGUGUUUCUGGGCGGUCACCUGCUGCUCCGGUUUUAGGGUCUGUCAUUCACCAUUUCGAAUUUCAUCGCGAGAUUGCUGUACAUGGGUACCGAUUUCGGCCAUUAGGUCCUACAUUCCAAUAGGAAUAAUCGACCAACGGUGUGUCGAAACUCCCUCAUCUUCUUCAACAGAAGAACGCGCUGUCUUUCCUCGAAUGUCGUCUUCCGCUAUGUCGUUUUUGCGAUCACCAUGGGAAGACCAUGACUGCGAUUCUCUAUAGCAUCCUCGCUCAUAUGCAGAAAAUGCGCGAUACAAUCCUGUCCAGGAAAAUGUACGCGGUAUGUAAAUGUUUCAAAUGGGUUUAUACGAAUCAGUAUCGUUAUCACGAAGAAGCCACGUUAGAUAUCCAGACUUUUUCGUCAUACGAUCUAUCCCCGCCGUUUUUCCUUCCUAUAAACGCUCGAACUGUAUCUACACUACGUUCCGUCGCUUUGCUGACUGACAGUGCCUAAAUUGCUGUCGGAUCCCGAUGGCGAUGCCCUAAUCGCCAGCAUACCGAUUGCCAGACAUACCUAGAAGCCUAGUUCUCAUUGAUGUUGUAUGAAUAGUACCACGGAUUCACAGAAAUGACAGGAGUAAUGUUUCAGUGCAUCGUUCGCGUCGGUCUGUAAGAGUUUAACAGCAUUUUCUGGCGGGUGCAGAUGGAUUAGGGUUGGGAUAACGUUGGAAGGGGUUGUGGCUUGGGUAUUGGCAACAGUUCCUGUAGUCUCACACGUCCUCGUGUGGUGGUGGUGUUGUAAUGGGCGAGUGCGUGUGAUGUUGUGCGUGUAGGUUCGGGGAAAGAGUUCAGGUCAAGCGAAGAAGGAUUGGGUGAUUUUUAUACUUCUUUGCGCGAGCAGAUAUCCCUCUCUUCCUUCAUGCAUG
Messenger RNA from Cryptococcus deneoformans JEC21, 1607 nucleotides. RefSeq names its product expressed protein. Bases 305 to 826 code for a protein of 173 amino acids. The record is from RefSeq and is a predicted model, not a curated record. NCBI's taxonomy places the organism in Eukaryota, Fungi, Basidiomycota, Tremellomycetes, Tremellales, Cryptococcaceae. The transcript is spliced from 4 exons.